Fonticula alba is the source of this 1143-nucleotide messenger RNA. RefSeq lists its product as hypothetical. Gene Ontology annotation, cellular component: checkpoint clamp complex; site of double-strand break. The record is from RefSeq and is a predicted model, not a curated record. The transcript has 4 exons. Gene Ontology annotation, biological process: telomere maintenance; meiotic DNA integrity checkpoint signaling; double-strand break repair via homologous recombination. Bases 81 to 896 code for a protein of 271 amino acids. Lineage: Eukaryota; Rotosphaerida; Fonticulaceae.
CCCUCCCUCCCCCCCCCUCAGUGACCUACAUACGCUCGCCCCUUCGUGUGCAAUCCCACACGGCAUCCCGCCCGGCGACCAUGACCAAUUUCCGUGGCGUGCUCAACAACCCCGAUCCAUUGAACAAGGUUCUCUUCGCCCUACGGGACAUCGGUCGAACUGUGUCCAUCUUUUUCUCGUCGCACGAGACAACCAUCUACUCGCUGGAGAAAGCUGGUGUUCGUGCGGUUGCCAAGUUUCAUCCUCAAGAGCUCUUCAGCUCUUUCCAGCUGAUUGACUGUCCUGGAGGCGUGCUGGCCGUCGAGGCAUCCUGUCAGGAUCUUCUGGUGGUUCUCCAAUCAUCACUUCACAGUCGGCGUUCUUGCACCAUACAACUCCAAUGGCAAGGACAUCAGCUGCUCAUGCACUUCACCAUCCAAAAGGACAGCCUGGUGUCGGCCAAUGGGGCAGAGCGCCUGCGCACCGUGACCCACAGUGUGCCAGUGUAUUUCUGGGACGCCGAACGGUGCCUUGCCUUCGCGUCGUCCCUCCCGGAACCAUACCCCGAGAUCUCGUUCGAAAGGGAGGAUCUGGCCGUCAUGAAGCAGACAAUCGACAAGCUUGCUCGGCUGGACCGAUAUGUCGAGCUCUCGCUCCGGGAGAGCGGGUGUCUGUACCUGGCCUCGCGCAAUCACCACGUCAUGGUGCAGGUCAUUUUCAACAUCAAAAAUCAGGCCUAUGCCGAAGACAUCCCACAGCAUCAGGAGUACUCCCUGACGCUGGAUGCUCGGGAUUUGCAGCGGGUUUUCAGCUCAACAUACGUUAAUCCGCAUAAGCUGGUCUUCGGUUCGUGGCCCUGCUGCCGACAUCUCCCUCCCUACAGCCUCCUCCCUAUCCUCCUUCGCACCUUUGACUGACAAUUUCGCAAUCGCAGAACUCCAGGGAGACAUGGCUGUCAUUACGGCGGUGGUGGAAGACGAGUUUCUCACGCGAAGCUCUCAACUCGAGCGGCUACGCUAUUUCCUCCCUGUUGCCUCGCCGGAUGCCCAAUAAUAGCAUUGGCCUGCUGGCUUGUCCUCGUGCACACUUCCGACACCCCCCGCUGGAAUGCGAGGGCGGGGCCAAGGGAGGGAGAGCGAUCUCAGGAGACUGGGUGAAUUGGUG